UUAGAGACGGAGCUGGGCCCGGGCAGCGGCGGAGACGCGACCACGACGGCGGGGUCCCCGGAGAAGCCAAGAUGCCGUCAAAGGGAAAGGACAAAAGGAAAGGGAAGAGUAAAGGCAAAGAGAAGAAGAAGCCAGUAAAAACUGAUGAAUCUGUGGUGGACAGAGCCAAGGCCAAUGCCUCUCUUUGGGAGGCCAGGCUGGAAGUCACAGAACUCUCUAGGAUGGAGUACCGUGAUACUUCCCAGAGAUUGGCAAAAAGUAAUGAGGACUUAAAGAAACGUCAGUACAAAAUGGAGAAAGACACAAUGUCUGUAUUAAGCUACCUGAAGAAGCAGGAUCAAGAGAAAGAUAAUAUGAUUGAAAAACUGAAGCAGCAAUUGAAUGAAACAAAGGAAAAAGCCCAAGAGGAGAAGGAAAAACUGGAACAAAAGUACACUGUGCAAAUAAGUGAGCUGGAGGGACAGUUCCAUCAAAAAGCCAGAGAAAUUAGCAUGAUUCAGACAGAGCUGAAAACAGUAAAACAAUUCCAGAAGAGAAAAAUCCAAGUGGAGAAAGAAUUAGAUGAUCUGAAGGAGAAUUUAAGGAACACGGAGCGCAGACAUCAGGAGACUCUUAGAAGACUGGAAGGCAGGUUUUUUGAAGAAAAGCACCGACUAGAACAAGAGGCUGAAAAGAAGAUAAUAAUGCUGGCAGAGAGAGCCCACCAGGAAGCUGUUGUGCAAUUGAACAAGGCUGGAAGAACUGUUUUUAAGGAGAAUGUUUAUCUCCAGAAAGCUCUCGCAUACCACCUAAAGGAAGCUGAUGAUCUACAAAAAAACUCCCAGAAGUUGCAAGAGACUCAGAAUUUUCUGUUACAUCAAAAGGAGAUCAAUGAUCUGUUGGUUAAGGAAAAGAUUAUGCAACUUACCCAGCAGAGAUCACAAAUCCAAACUCUUCAGAAGAAGGUGGUAAGCUUGGAGACUGCCCUAAGUUGUAUGACCAGAGAGUUUGAGUCUGAAGUUUUAAAACUGCAGCAACAAGCAGAGAUAGAGAACCAAGCGGGUCAGGUUGAAAUUGACAAGCUGCAGCAACUUCUUCAGAUGAAGGACAGGGAAAUGAAUCGAGUGAAGAAGCUGGCCAAGAACAUACUGGAUGAGAGAACAGAAGUGGAAAGUUUCUUUUUAGAUGCUCUCCACCAAGUGAAGCAACAGAUCCUAUUUAGCAGGAUACAUUAUAAACAGGUAGCACAAGCUGCUUUCAACUUUAAAAUGAGAGAGGCAUGUGCAGGAAGAACAGAAUAUCCCAAAAUCCGAACAUUUGAUGGCAGAGAGCACAGCACCAAUAGUGUGAAUCAGGAUCUUAUGGAGGCUGAGAAAUGGACAGAUAUUCAAGGAAAUGUGGAUAUUAGAGAUUUGACCUGGGAGCAGAAGGAGAAAGUCUUGAGAUUGCUCUUUGCAAAAAUGAAUGGUUUUGUUCCUAGGAAAUACAGCCAGAGUUCUAGGCCUCCAGUUCCAGACUAUGUUGUUCCUGACAAUGGAGAAACAGAGGAAUGUGGGGAUGAAUGUAAGCUUCAAGAUCAAACCUUCAUCACCCAGCAAGUGCCAGUCUCAGACUCUUCUGGUGAACUGACGAUACCCAACAUUCAGAAAGGAUCACAAGAGUCUGACAUGGGGACCUACUGACAAGCACUGCUUAACAACAUAUGACCCCAUAGAAGCUGCUGGCAGGCCCUUUUGUGCAGAAUAUUUGUUCCUGAAUAUGUUCAAAAAAGUUUUUUUAAACUUAGUUACCUGUUUGCCAUAGAAAUUGGUGUCUCCCCUGAAGGAAGAUCGAGAGCCACUGAAUGAGAACAUUGGUAAAGGCACUGGAAUGGGGACAUUCACACCCACCUAAAGCAGAACAAAUCCACGUCAAAUACUAAGAAAAGGACUCAAAGCAGCUCUCCAUUUAGAAGCACAAAUGCUUGGCAUCAGAGAGACCAAUUUUAAAUAUCCACCUUCCACCCCAUCCUCCAUCCCAUGAACUUUUAUUCCUGAGGAAGAAAUGGGACAUUGUGGGAGAUCAGAGGGGCAGCGACUGAUCAGUGUUUACUGUUUCCCCUUAGAGAGGAAACAGUAAAUGGCUACAAGAAUCUCCUAAAACUUCUGUUCACAAACCUGUCCGACAUCCACCAGGUGGGAAUAUUUCCGAGCAGUGGCUCCAUUGGUGGUGAAGAUGGCAGUUCCAUUUCCAUAUGGGUUGUCAUUUACAAUCUUGAUAGCUUCAUCCAAAGUGUCUGUCUCCAGAACCACAAGAACUGGACCAAAAAUCUCCUCUUUGUAACAGGUCAUAUUUGGCUGCGAGGAGUGAUGCAUCCGGAAAAGAAGUCAGUAUUGUAUGCUUACUUGGUACUUCAUUACCCACUGUUUACAUGGAUAGCUCUCAUGUUAGUAAUCUCUUUUCAUUUUAAGCCACCUAUUAUAAAAAAAAAAGUCCUUUCUUGCUGUGUUCCAUCUUCCAAGCUGUCAGUCAUAUAAACAACUUAAAACUCCUAUUAACUACAACUACACUCCUUUCCUAAAGCUCUGUAUUUUUAGGUCCCAGGACCCAUCACUAGCUUCCUCUUUUAUACCUGUAUAACUUGUUUUACAAUUGUUAUGUUACUGAAAUGUUACAUGCAAAUUCAUUUUUUUAUAAAUCAAAUAUAUAUUAAAACCAUCACAGGAGAAUUUUUCUGUUGAAAGAAA
Molecule: messenger RNA, 2705 nt
Organism: Equus caballus (horse)
Lineage: Eukaryota; Metazoa; Chordata; Mammalia; Perissodactyla; Equidae
Gene: BBOF1
Product: basal body orientation factor 1
Source: RefSeq, a predicted model, not a curated record